Molecule: messenger RNA, 477 nt
Organism: Protopolystoma xenopodis
Lineage: Eukaryota; Metazoa; Platyhelminthes; Monogenea; Polystomatidea; Polystomatidae
Source: the annotation of a GenBank genome assembly
AUGCCUGGCCAGUCGUCGCUCCUAUUCUCAGCUUCGGCUUCCGUAGCAGAUCGUCUACCGCUCCUACUUGGCCGACCCGGUUCCAAAGUGCGUCUUCGGGGACCCCUCAAUCUGCGUGCCGGGUGUAUACUAUUGCCGCCGGGCACUUUCACUCGAGCCGUCGCCAAUUACCAGAAUCAAAGUGCAACACUUGCGGCCGGGCAGCAUUCUCAACCUCAGGCUCGCCUAGUCAUUAUGGGCGGAGAGGUUGAUGAAAUUCUUUCAGCUCUGCAGACCAGCCCAGUCUCUGUCCGUCUCUCAUCGAUGCUCGGCUCACUGUCCCAACCGGUCGGCGAGGCGACUAUCAACUCCACUUAUCUACUCACUAAACUGCUACAGACCAAAUUGAGACUACCGGCCGACUCCUAUCCGGAAUGGUUUCCUCUCUUGGGCAUUCGAGGUUGGUCCACUGCCUCUGAUUACUGCAACCUAUUGUGA